AAGGAGGACGCAGAAAAAAAAAAAAAUAGUUUCUUGUUUUUGAAGCCCGGAAGAACAUUCGAUUCAUUGUUACAGAUUCAAGUUUGGGAGUGAAAGGAGACAAAGCUACUCGUGUUCUGUAGCAUGCCUUUUUGGUCUUUUAAUGGCUGAAGACUUUUCAGUUUAUGGUGUGUUCAAGUGAAGAAGCUAUUACAGAUCUGAGGUAAUCUCAGUGAUCUGGUUUUGUCUGAGUGAUCUAACUAUAUCAUCCUCGUCGUCGUUUCUCUCUGUCUCUCUCUUCUUUGUGGUUGGAGUAAGUUAGGGUUUAAUCAAAGGCAGAGUUGCCGCUUCUUCACGUUAAGUGUUUUUUCCGGUUGGUAAGAGUUUGGUGGACCCAAGAAGCGUGUCGGUGAUAAGAAAGUAGAUUGGUUUUGUUUGCUGUCGGAAUUUUAGAUGGCUACAUCUCCGGCAGAACCUCCUGUUUCAAAUUCUCCACCGUCUCCACCGGUGGCUUCACCGCCUUUGGGCAAUUCUCUUCCGAGUAACAAUGCAACUUCACCACCGCCGUCUCAGUCUCCUCCUCCGGCCACACCACCACCAGUGACAUCGCUGCCUUUGGACAAUUCUCUUCCGAGUAACAAUGCAACUUCACCACCGCCGCCGUCUCAGUCUUCUCCUCCGGCCACACCACCACCGGUGACAUCGCCGCCUUUGGGCAAUUCUCUUCCUAGUAACAAUGCAACUUCGCCACCACCAGUGACACCGCCGCCCUCUCCAUCACCACCGCCACCAAACGGAGCUCCUCCUCCGGUUACAACCUCCCCACCAGAUGGAUCACCUCCUCCUCCUCCUCUGCCAAAACCACCUGAGGCGUCUCCUCCCCCACCGCCACAGCCAGUGAUCCCUUCACCUCCUCCUGCAAUUCCACCACCGCCACCGUCGGUGCAGCAACCGCAAGCUUCUCCUCCACCACCUCCACCAACUCCACCAUUACCCCCACCUCCUUCAUCUGUUUCUCCUCCACGGUCUUUGCCUUCACCACCAACCUCACAACGUUCUCCUCCUCCGCCGGCUUCAGAACGUCCCAUUCAGUCUCCACCUCCACCGCCUUCAGAGCGUCCCAUUCAGUCCCCACCUUCACCGCCUUCAGAGCGUCCUGUUCAGUCUCCUCCUCCUCCUCCACCUUCAAGACCUCCCACUUCAUCUCCUCCUUCUCCUUCGCCGCCUUCAGAGCGUCCUAUUCAGUCUCCUCCUACUCCUCCACCACCAGAGGAUACUAGUCCACCGCCUUCAGAUUCUUUUCCACCACCAACAUUCUCUUCUCCUCCUGUACCAGGUUCUAACAAUCCACCUCAGAACAACCCUACUCCUAGUUCUCCUGAUACUUCAAAUCCUAGUAACAGUAGUGGCCUUGGUACUGGAGCUAUCCUUGGCAUCACCGUCGCAGUGGCGCUUGUGUUGUUCAGUCUCAUUGGCCUCCUUGUCUGGUGCAUAAGAAGACGAGAAAAACGGCUUUCAGCUGUUAGUGGUGGCUACGUCACACCAUCACCAAGAUCAGACUCAGCUUUCUUUAGAACGCAGUCAUCUGCACCAGGGAGUCAUCGCACGUACUUCUCACAGUCACAAUCAGGUGGGUUAGGCAAUUCAAAGGCCUUGUUCUCGUACCAAGAACUUGUCAAGGCAACAAACGGGUUCUCGCAAGAGAAUCUUUUGGGCGAAGGUGGGUUUGGUUGUGUAUAUAGAGGGGUGUUACCAGAUGGGAGAGUCGUAGCUGUGAAACAGCUUAAAGUUGGUGGAGGACAAGGUGACCGUGAGUUCAAAGCUGAGGUUGAAACCCUUAGCAGAAUCCAUCACAGGCAUUUGGUUUCCAUCGUGGGACAUUGCAUCUCUGAUGACCGUAGAUUGCUUAUUUAUGAUUUUGUCUCUAACAACGACCUUUACUUCCACCUUCAUGUAUCCAAAGAGCUUCUGGACUGGGCAACACGUGUUAGAAUCGCUGCUGGUGCAGCUCGUGGACUAGCUUACCUCCAUGAAGAUUGUCACCCGCGGAUCAUCCACAGGGACAUUAAGUCGUCUAACAUUCUUUUAGAGGACAACUUUGAUGCUCGGGUUUCUGACUUUGGUCUUGCAAGAUUAGCUCUUGAUUGUAACACUCAUAUCACCACAAGGGUUAUGGGAACAUUUGGCUACUUGGCUCCUGAAUAUGCAUCAAGUGGGAAACUAACAGAGAAAUCAGAUGUAUACUCCUUUGGAGUUGUUCUUCUUGAGUUAAUCACUGGACGUAAACCUGUUGAUACAUCUCAACCACUUGGAGAGGAGAGCCUUGUUGAAUGGGCACGGCCACUGAUAAGUCAUGCCAUCGAAACCGAGGAGUUCGGUUCUUUAGCAGACCCUAAGCUUGGAGGAAACUAUGUGGAUUCCGAAAUGUUUAGAAUGAUUGAAGCAGCAGGAGCCUGCGUGCGCCAUUCAGCUGCCAAGAGACCCCGGAUGGGACAAAUUGUGAGGGCUCUUGAGAGUUUAUCUGCGGAAGACCUCACUAAUGGGAUGAGACUAGGUGAAAGCGAGGUCUUUGACUCAGCUCAACAGUCAGCAGAGAUCAGAUUGUUCAGAAGAAUGGCUUUUGGUAGCCAAAACUACAGUACAGAUUUUUUCACACAUACUAGUUACAACAGCAGAGACCAAAACGUGUAAAUAUCAUACACAAGAUAUGUUUUUUUUUAUCUUCUCGGCGUUAAGAGGGAACAAAACCCAUCAAGAACAGCUAAGUUUUGUCUGAAAAGCUCCCAAGCUCACUUUCUUGAGUGCUCAAAACAAAACAGACGAGCAUGUGGUAGAGGAAGAUGAGGAAUAAAGGUUUACUUAUGUUCUUGAGCAAGAGGGUUUUGUUUCUUACAUGAAAGCACUUUUUGUAUCUAUUUUUUUUUAUGUUUCUAAUUUUUUUUUAAAUCUUUACCUUCAAGUUUUAUGAUAAAUCAACAAGGAUCUUUCUGUGUCUC
Molecule: messenger RNA, 2975 nt
Organism: Brassica oleracea var. oleracea
Lineage: Eukaryota; Viridiplantae; Streptophyta; Magnoliopsida; Brassicales; Brassicaceae
Product: proline-rich receptor-like protein kinase PERK9
Exons: 9
Coding region: 433-2670 (745 amino acids)
Biological process (GO): protein phosphorylation
Molecular function (GO): protein kinase activity; ATP binding
Source: RefSeq, a predicted model, not a curated record